AUGGUGAGCUUUUGAUUUUUGGGCCUAGAUUUUGAUGAGUUAGCCUAAUUUUUUUUCAAUUUUUCCGAAAUCCCUUCCCAAAAAACUCACCAAUCGCUUCUAAUCACACAAAAAUCAUCGAAAAUUCGAAAUCCUCCACGUUUUUGACAUUGGAAUCCAAUAUUUCGAGCUGAAAAUCAGAAAAUUUUGAAUUUUUCAUGUACCAUUGAGUUGUGCUAACUCCUUUGAGGGUUUUCUGCGUCUCACAACAAUUUUCCAGCUAUUUUUCAAAGGUUCACAGCAAAAUCUUACCCGAGCCAAGUUUCCAUCGAUUUUUGAGUAAAAAAUCCAACAGUUUUCAUGAAAUCCGAUGUUUUUCAUUAAAAAUCGCUUCGAAUCCAACCAAUAAUCGUUUUCCCCACAUUUAAAAUCAUUUUUGACCCUGAAAACUGAAAAAUUUCAAUUGAAACCAUGUUUCUCUCGAAAAAACCCACUUUUCUUUGAUAAUCCUCGGAUUUUCCGUUGAAAUCGAUAAUUCGAGCCUUGUAGAACAUCUGAAAAUGCAAUUUUUGACUGAAAUCCACUGAAACCCGAAAACCCGGCGAAAAAAAAACGAAAAAUGAAAAUAUUCUCGUGUUGCGCUAAACAGCGGGCAAGCCGGAGUGUCGUUGUAAAAGUCAAAUAAUUUUCUACUUAUUUUCAGGCAGCACCUCCACCUCCACCUCCAACAUCUACACCAGCUCUACUAGCUAAUCUAGCUGUUCAACAAACUCCGAGUAGUCCAUCAGAUGAUCAAGCUCUUUGUGCAACACUUGCCAAAAAGAUCAAGGAACAUUAUUUGGCGAUUGAGGAACUUCGACAAGAAGAUCGUAGCAAAUGGAGGGAUCUUAAUAAGAGAUUGGAAAAAUUGGAGCAUGAUGUGGGUUUUUUUAAACAAGGGAAGUGUAAAAGCAAUCAAAAAUGCGCCUAGUUUCAUAUAUCAAACAUUUGCGUGCGAGAAAAAUAUGAGCGCGUGGCCGAGUGGUUAACACGCAUGCCUUUUAGUCAAUAGGUCAUGGGUUCGAUCCCCCUCCGGGGCAAACUUUUUUUGCACUUCCCUUGUUAGUUUUUUUCAAGCUUCAAGGAAAAAUAUACUUUUUCAGAAAUCGCGAAAAGAUGCAAAAGAAGGAAUGAAGAAAGGAUCAGUUCGCAAUAGACCAAAAGUUGAGCGAAAACCGUCGUUAGAUGUGAAAAGCGAGAAUAAAAACGAGCUGACACCCAAAAAAGAGGAUAAUACGAAAGAAAAAGAAGGUGAGACUUCCAGAUUUGUUUUUUUUUUUGACAAAAAUUCGAAUUUUUUUCAGACGAGGAAGAGGGGAAGAAAUAA
Caenorhabditis angaria is the source of this 1345-nucleotide messenger RNA. The record is from the annotation of a GenBank genome assembly. NCBI's taxonomy places the organism in Eukaryota, Metazoa, Nematoda, Chromadorea, Rhabditida, Rhabditidae.